Molecule: messenger RNA, 778 nt
Organism: Drosophila willistoni
Lineage: Eukaryota; Metazoa; Arthropoda; Insecta; Diptera; Drosophilidae
Gene: AP-2sigma
Product: AP-2 complex subunit sigma
Exons: 3
Coding region: 131-559 (142 amino acids)
Biological process (GO): intracellular protein transport; clathrin-dependent endocytosis
Cellular component (GO): AP-2 adaptor complex; intracellular membrane-bounded organelle; membrane coat
Molecular function (GO): clathrin-cargo adaptor activity
Source: RefSeq, a predicted model, not a curated record
CAAACAGCUGUUCAAGGCUGACAAAAGUUAUACAGAAUUUGUUCAUAAUCAGUUUUUCGCUUCCGUUGUAGCUGAAAAUUGAAAAUAGUGAAGUAAUUACUAGAGUAAUUACAGCCACACACCGAUCAAAAUGAUUCGCUUCAUACUUAUACAGAACCGAGCUGGCAAGACUCGCCUGGCUAAAUGGUACAUGAACUUUGAUGACGAUGAAAAGCAAAAACUCAUAGAGGAAGUGCAUGCUGUGGUCACAGUGCGAGAUGCCAAGCACACCAACUUUGUAGAGUUCCGCAACUUUAAAAUUGUAUAUAGACGAUAUGCGGGCUUGUACUUCUGCAUCUGUGUGGAUGUUAACGACAACAAUUUGUGUUAUCUGGAGGCCAUUCAUAAUUUCGUUGAAGUUCUUAACGAAUACUUCCAUAAUGUGUGCGAGCUGGAUCUGGUUUUUAAUUUCUACAAGGUUUAUAGUGUAGUAGAUGAGAUGUUUUUGGCUGGCGAAAUACGUGAAACAUCACAGACAAAGGUGCUCAAACAGCUGCUAACUUUGAAUUCAUUGGAAUAGAAAGCUGGCGCCAGACGCAGAACGAUGCAUUCCUCCCCAUUGUCCCGCUUAUCGAAUCUUCUAACAUACUAUACAUAUAAAAUUUAUUAUUAUUAUGUACUAUUAUUAUCUAUGAUGUGUUCUAUAUGCAAGCAAGCGCUCUCAAAUGUUAAACGACGUGUUUAGAAUCAAAUACUGUAUAAUAAGAGAUUAUAUGCAAGUGCAAGUAUUAAAAAAUUA